Caenorhabditis angaria is the source of this 1402-nucleotide messenger RNA. The record is from the annotation of a GenBank genome assembly. Lineage: Eukaryota; Metazoa; Nematoda; Chromadorea; Rhabditida; Rhabditidae.
AUGAGUUCGUGGACAGUUUUGGAUAAAACUGAUAACACGUUGACGAUUGUGCUCAGAAGGGGCGAAAAGAAGAAAUCGAAGAAAACUAGCGAAGAUAGCUCAACUCGAACCAAAAAAUCAUCGAAGAAACGAAAACAUCGAAGACCAAGAAUUGAUAGUGAGUUAGGAUAAGAAUCACAUGAAAUCAGCUUUUUCGUAUUUUUUUCAGAUGAUAAAUUGGAUGAAAAUACUGAAAAAGCAUUGCGAAGUAUUCGUGAGAUCAAUAAAUAUCUCAAACAUAAAUAUCAAAUAAGAUCCGAUCCGAGUUCAAGAUCAAAAACUGUCUCAACAUCAAUCUCAUCAACCGCAACUCAAACUCCAAAAUCGACUAGCAGCGAAGAUGUUGCUGAUAAAAUGUAUCGAGAAGUUGCGAGAAUUCCAAAAAUCGCUGAAGCUGUUGAUCACAAAGGUUAUCCAUUAUCACAUCCAUUGGCAACUACACCAUUUCCUGGUGCAACAACAGCAGCACAAAGAGAAAAAGCGAGACAAAUGUUGAGAAAUUUGGGAAGACAACAGGAGGAAUCGAAGAAAUCCAGCAAGAAGAGCUCAACAAAAACCGAUUUGUGCAAACGUUGUCAUACUUGCUCCGGAAUGUACUCGAAAAUGUAUGGCGAAACAUAUGGUGACUGAAGAGGAGCGCAUCAAAUUCCGUCGUGGAAUAUCGAAACUUCGCAAAGAUAUUCAACGUCCGGAGAAGAGAAGACAAACAAAUAACAAAUCGCCGUAUGAUCAAACACAAUCUGGAUCCGAAACUUCGGUUUCUUUGUCUUCGAAAUGAAUUUUGAAUUGGAAUAAAGUUUUAGAGGAAUAUUUGUUGGUUUUUUGCUGAAAAUUAUCAUUUCCCCCGCAAAAAUUUGAAAAAUUGCGGAAUUUUUGCUGAAAAUAUUGAAGUUUUUAAUUUAAUACUUCUUAAAUUUAUUUUUUCAUCCCCAGAAAAUAGUUUUUUUUUCCAUGCAAAUUAUCAUUUUCCCCGCAAAAACGAAAAAUAAAUGCAAAAAAUAAAAAGAAAACAACGACACUCCGACUUGCCCGCUGUUUAGCGCAACACGAGAAAAUUUUCAAUUUUCGUUUUUUUAGCUGGGUUUUCAGGUUUCGGGGGAAAAUCAGUGGAUUUCAGACAAAAAUUGAAUUUUUAGAUAUUCUUCAAGGCUCGAAUUAUCGAUUCCAAUGGAAAAUUCGAGCAUUAUUUAAGAAAAGUGAGUUUUUUCUAGAGAAACACGGUUUCGAUUGAAAUAUUUGAGAAAAAUAUCUGAAAAAUUGUUGUGAGACCCAGAAAGACCUCAGAAAUCUAUAGAAACAGAAAUUGAGUCAGCUGAACUCAAUGGUACAUGCAAAAAUUCAAAUUUUCUGAAUUUCAGCUUGA